UUGUAAGUGUGAUACCACGCUACCCUCAUGUACUAACACUAUACGUUUUGGUAUUUUACAUCAUUCUAAAAUAUUCAUAGAAUUUACAUGAGGAUUUUAAUGGCAUUAAUGUAAAGUACGACAUUGUGCGAUCUUGUGUCGAUUAUUCGACAAUGUUUCAUUCAGCCCAAGAUAAUAUUAUAUCGAAUAUGAAAUAAUUGCCAUCACCAAAAAAUGCAAAAAGAUGUGAAAUCACUACUUAUUUAAAGGAACUGUCAACACUCAGUUCUUUAGUCCAUGGAGUCUAUUGAUUGGUCGACAGGGAGAUGUAAAAAAUGGCUUCCUUGCCUUCUCCUACUCAGGUGGCAGGGACCCACAGUUCUAUAUAUGAGGCCUAUUAUCACCAAGUAGACCCCAAUGGCACUGGGGCAAUACAAGCCCUUGAUGCAGCUAGAUUCCUCAAGAAGUCACGUCUUAGCGAUGUGGUACUUAGCAAGAUUUGGGAUCUCUCCGAUCCUAAUGGCAAAGGAUAUUUGGAUAAAGCAGGGUUAUUCGUGGCGUUGAAGCUGGUGGCGCUGGCGCAGGCCGGGAAAGAUAUAAAUAUGAGCAACAUACACUCAGAGGCACCGCCGCCUAAAGUUGGUGAACUUCCUAAAGUUCCACCACCGAGUGUCAGCCCAAUGCCAGCGAUGCCGCUGAGCGACUGGAGCAUAAAGCCAGCAGAGAGAGAGAAAUACAGUCAGCUAUUUGACUCGCUUCAGCCCAAUAAUGGAUUUAUUGCUGGUAAUAAGGUGAAGGGAGUGUUGAUGGAGUCGAAGCUUCCCUUGGACACUUUAGGCAAGAUAUGGGAUCUCGCAGACCAGGAUAAAGAUGGGAUGCUCGAUAGACAUGAGUUUAUUGUGGCGAUGCACCUAGUGUACAAAGCGCUCGAGAAGCACGCGGUCCCAACCACUCUGCCCCCUGAACUCCGCGCUCGGCCCCCUCGGCCUCCAUCACGCCCCCCUUCACGACCCCCAUCCCGGCCCCCAUCGAGGCCUCCCUCGCCACAGCCCAGAGCGCCCCCUCGGCCACAGCCCCCCACGCAGAAUACGGACCUAUUCGAUGGACUGCUCGACUUGUCUAGUCCCCCGUCAUCGACUCCGGCGUCCUCUCAGUGGAUAUCGUCAAGUGAUCGCGUGAAGUACGACACGCAUUUCACGUCAUUGGACACGGACCGCGACGGAUUCGUGUCCGGAGCUGAGAUCCGACAUGUACUGCUCGAGACUGGAUUGCCGCAGGCCACUCUUGCGCAUAUAUGGGCUCUAUGCGACACAUCGAGCUCGGGCAAGUUGUCCCGGGCCCAGUUUGCGGCGGCGAUGUGUCUCGUGCAACGCACGUUGCAGGGUAUACCGCCUCCCGCAGUGUUGCCGCCCGAUUUGAUUCCCGCCGCCACUAUGGCCCCAUCUGUUCCUGCUAUACAGCCAAUUCCUGAACCAGUGUCCCUUGGCCCGCAGCCGACGCCUGAAAUGGACGCCAUAGCUCGUGACGUAGACUCAUUGGCGAGGGAAAGGCUUUCCCUCGAAGCAGAAGUCGCAAAUAAGCAGAAAGAGCUGACGGUUAAAUCUGGCGAGGCGGAUAGCUUACAGAGUGAAUUGGACACUUUAACAGCUACUCUGAAACAGUUGGAAAACCAAAAAGGUGAAGCCCAGAAAAGGCUGAACGAUUUGAAGUCACAGGUGGAAAAACUACGAAGUCAAGUGUCAGCGCAAGAAGCGGCAGCAGCGGAGACGGAAGCCGAAGUGGCGGCGAGGCGUGCCGCUGCCAACACCCUCAAGGAGAAAGAGAGGAGCCUUCAAGAUGAGACGGCGCAAGCGCAGCUCCAAGCUGAGAAGCUAAGCGCUCAGCUCACCAGUUCGGUGCUCGCUGUCAGCCAGGCGAAUUUAAAACUGAAUCACCUGGAGGAGCAUCAUAGGUCAUUAACAGCUGCAAUAGAGGCGAUCGACGCCGGCGCAGGUGUAAGCGUGCUCAACCUGCAACCGCAGUUCUCGAAGCAGCACCUGCAACAGCUGGUGCGAGGUUCGGGAGACGAGGAUGAAGAAUUCUCGAAGGCAGACUUCAGUGCAAUGAACGGCUCUGCCGGUUUCACUUCGGACCCCUUCAAGGACGACGCUUUCUCGUCUAAUCUUCCUGCUAACGACCCAUUUGCGCCUUCGAAUAAACCGGCACAGGAUGGCUUCGCUAGUGAUCCGUUUGGCGGCUCUGCUGAUCCGUUCGCGGGCGAUUCCUUUGCGAGCAAUGAGACGAACAAGCAGAGUGAUGGUGCCUGGGAAUCCGAUCCUUUCGCAGUGUUGCACGCUCCGACGCGAAAUUCAACUGUUAGCAAUACUAGCAACACUAGCAACCCGAGCAACGCCAGCAACACUGCUAAACGGCACAAGACUCCGCCCCCGCGGCCGGCACCCCCUCGCCCCAUGCCCCCGCACAAGACCGAACGCAAACCUAUCGACUUCACCGAGGACCCCUUCAAAGACUACCGUUACGAAGACCCGUUUAACAUCGAAGACCCCUUCGCCGAUGUCAACGACAGAAAAGCCGAUCCGUUCGGCCGCCCGACUUCUGUCGCCGGUUUCGAGAAAGACGACUUCUUCUCUGCCUCUUCGAAUUUAAAUGGAACCUUCUCGAAGCCGGAGCGAAUUAGUGGACGAGUAUCGGCGCCUCCCGUCGCCUACGACCCGUUUUCCAAGCCCACCACUAAUAAUGACUCCUGGGCGGCCUGGCCGAACGAUAGCUGGGCGUCCGAAGAUGCCUGGUCUAAACCGGCCCCUCCCAAACCGGAUGUUUGGUCUUCAUCCUCCAAAAAUCUUAAUUCAAAAUCAGACAACUCUGAAAAUAAAACCGAUAAUUGGUCGAGCAAAACCGAUAAUUGGUCGAACAAAACCGAUAAUUGGUCGAACAAAACCGAUAAUUGGUCCGCUAAAACAGAUGACUGGGCGACCGACUGGGGAACCGAUAAAAACAAAAAUCUUAACGAAACCUGGCCAUCAAACACCUUACCCAGUAAGAAAGAGAAGUCGCCCAAGCCAGUGAAAUACGCAAAGUCCCUCGUCCACACGAUUGGUGGGAUCGGCCGGACGAAGCAGAAGGACAAGAAGAAGUCGAACGAGGCUAAAAGUGUGGAUAACCUUCCUUCCGAAGAGCAGCAAUGGGCGUGGGCGGCCGCCGAAUCCAAGCGCCUGGAGAGCGAGGUGGAGGCCAGGAGGCGGCAGGAAGACGCGGAAUUGCAGCUGGCCCUGGCCAUAUCCAGACAAGAGAAGUGACCUCGAAGGGGCCCCUCGAGGUGGCCUCAUUUUCGGUAGCUGCUGUAGGUCGGCGAAGGGCCGAGCUCCGGUCCGUGGAGCGGUCGUCUCCUCUGUGCAACGAUUUGGACUUAUCUUGCCUUAGAUUGGGACCCUUACGAAUAAAAAGUUGGAAAUAUAUCCAAGAUGCAUUCCACAGUAUUUGGCUUUAGGUGUAGGAUCCACUAGUCAUAUUGUUUAUUGUCUCGGGCGUUUAAUGUAAGUACUAUGCUUUAGGCCUAAUUCUGUAUUGUAGCUAGAAAAUAAAGAUAUUUUUCACCUACAGUUAUUAGUUACGUGCGUAGUUUUCAUGUAAAAGUUAUUUAUUGAUUAGCUGGAUUGUGAAUUGGAUUGAAUGGUACAGAUCGUGUUGUGUUUCAAUCAACCUUUAGAUGUCAUGAACGAAGAGCAGCAAAAUAAAAUUGUGUCCGUACGUGAGAUACAUUAAUUAAAUUAUAAUUGUUUUGUAUAUAAUGAAUAUUGUAUAAAAUUACGUGGUACAUUGUCUAUUUAAUUUUAUAUUACCGGAUACGUCAUUUGGGUAUAAAGUUAAUAUACAAAGGCAUUCGCAAAAGCGUUUUUAGUAUAUCGUAUAAUUACUAAUAAUAAUACCGUAAUUUUAUUUAUUUUGAGGCAUUCGAAUUUAUUUGUUAAUUUCCUGAUUUGUUAAUGUAUACUGGAAUUAAUGUUCUAUCAAUAAUUUGGCAUUAUUAUAACUUAUUGAAUGAUUGCGGUGAUAUCUUUAGUUUUUCUUAAAUGCAAAGGGGCCAGUUGCGUUAUUUUUUCUUCAUCAUUUGCCGUUUGGUGAAAAAUCUUGAUUAUUCAUUUUUUUUUUUUUGUAUAGGCAUAUCGAAUAUUUGUAUGAGAAACUUAAUUAAGCGCAAGGUUUUUGAAACAAAUAUUUGACUGAGAAGUAUUGUAUGAUUUGAUGUCUUGAAUAUAUGUAUUCUCUUAUAAGUAUAAAUUCGUUCAUAGAUACACACUAAAACAAUAAAUUACUUGGCGAGUUUUAUGUAUAUAAUCAGAAAGAAAACAGUAGAAGUGUUAGUUAACAAGAUGACAGGUUGUCCCUUUCUAAAAAGAUGUGAGUAAACGAGAUAUCAUCAUUCAUAGCUAUUGUUUGGAUAUAUCUUUAAAUAUUAAUACGAAAAAUAUACACGGCUAAAGCUUUGUUUUGCUAUCCAUAAGGAAAACGAGGCCGUAGUACCAUCGUAUAGAUAGAGCGGUUGUUAAUGUCGAUUCUCUCAAUAUAAUCGUUAAUCUCGCUAAACGUAAGCUGUGGAUAGGAGUUGAUGCGCGUUCACUUUGUUAAUGUUGUCUUUUCAUACCAGAAUGGUAGUCGCCGGGCCAGUUCUAGGCGUAUAAAGAAAAUGUUGAUACCAAAUAUUCGAAGUGCGUAGUACAAAACGCCUAGAAGUCGUUCGGCUGCAGCUUAGCUAUGUAGAUCACGCUUAUGUGCGCACGAGCCGUAAGCCGUCUGGUACAAUAACUAUUUUAGUACUGCACGCUUGCCGGGACACGGCCACCGAGCGAGCAUCGAGCUAGCGUCCCCGCAAGCCUAGUUGUUAGGAUAAUUGUAAACUUUGUAACUAUUGAAUACCGUGUUUAUGGGUACUAUUCUAAUAUUGUUAUCUCUUUCUUAGGCUGUUGUUUGAAUUCGGACCGCGUGGAAAAAUUAUUUAGAGUUGCAGGUAUUAUGUUAUGGAGACGAUUUAUGUUACGGUCCACGUGGCCCGGUCGAUCCUUGUCUGUUAUAAUCUUUCAAUAAUAGCGAUUAAUAUAUUAUUUCUCGACGUUGAUGUGUAUAUGUGUAUCAAAAGCUAUAUAUAAUAUAGAUAUAAUUAUUAUAAUAAAGGAAACGCUGAGGUGUCCAUGCAUUACA
This is a messenger RNA of Pieris brassicae (large cabbage white), 5175 nucleotides long. RefSeq names its product epidermal growth factor receptor substrate 15-like 1 (gene Eps-15). The transcript has 17 exons. Gene Ontology annotation, cellular component: plasma membrane; clathrin coat of coated pit; cytoplasm. The record is from RefSeq and is a predicted model, not a curated record. Gene Ontology annotation, biological process: endocytosis; endosomal transport. Gene Ontology annotation, molecular function: cadherin binding; calcium ion binding. Lineage: Eukaryota; Metazoa; Arthropoda; Insecta; Lepidoptera; Pieridae. Bases 315 to 3275 code for a protein of 986 amino acids.